This is a messenger RNA of Neocloeon triangulifer, 1185 nucleotides long. Its product is annotated as glycoprotein-N-acetylgalactosamine 3-beta-galactosyltransferase 1-like. The coding region runs from base 122 to 1174 and encodes 350 amino acids. The transcript has 8 exons. The record is from RefSeq and is a predicted model, not a curated record. NCBI's taxonomy places the organism in Eukaryota, Metazoa, Arthropoda, Insecta, Ephemeroptera, Baetidae. Gene Ontology annotation, cellular component: membrane. Gene Ontology annotation, molecular function: N-acetylgalactosaminide beta-1,3-galactosyltransferase activity.
GUUUUGAAAAUCAUUAUUUUGUGUGCUGUGUGUCUGCGCGAUGCCACCUCGUUUUGCCAUUUGAAAGCUGAAAAGGAAGUUUCCGUGCAACAAAUUGUUUUUAUUCAUAUUAUAACCACAAAUGAAUUCUCUAUUUAUGCCUCGGCGUUGGACCCCAUCAGUUGCGAUUGUGUUUGCGCUUGGUCUAGCCUUAGGAUUUGCAAUUUUCCAGCUCAAAUCAAUUAAUUUUUCCUCUUCGGAAACAAGAAAUUUGAUUCCGAACAAAAUCACUGAGAAAACUUUGAUCCAGAUGAGUCGCGACAAGGAACUAAAUUCUUCACUGGCCAAAGAACUGCUGCUCAGGAUGGAAGAAAUCGAGGCCCGAAAAAUGUCAGAGGACGUCCGCGUUCUGUGCUGGGUGAUGACGAGUCCUGAAAAUCACGAAGAGAAAGCAGUUCACGUGAAAGCCACUUGGGGACGGCAUUGCAACAAACUCAUAUUCAUCAGUAACGAGGAGGAUGAGAGUCUACCUGCUUUGAAUCUGCCUGGCGUUAUGCCUGGAAGAGACGGGCUUUGGAGCAAAACUGAGGCUGCUUUUAAAUACGUGUAUGAGAAUUGCAGUGGCGAAUAUGACUGGGUCAUGAAGGCAGAUGAUGACACGUAUGUAAUUGUGGAAAAUUUGCGCAAAAUGCUUUUGCCAUAUUCGCCGAAAGAUCCACUUUACUUUGGGUUUAGAUUGAAGCCAUUUAUGCCUGAGGGCUACAUGAGUGGAGGAGCAGGGUAUGUUCUUAGCAAAGAGGCAGUUAGAAGGGUUGUAACGGAAGCAUUUGAUGGGAAGCAGAGAGACAGCAAUUUAAGUACUGUCGUUGCAUUGAAUGAAGAUAUCAAAUUAGCCGAGUGUCUCUACUCCGUGGGUGUCAAAGUUGGAGAUUCGCGAGAUGCCCUCGGGAGAAAUCGGUUCUUCCCGUUUGACCCUGAAUGGCACACGCACCCUCACAAUGAUUUAAAGGACUGGUGGUAUGGGGACUAUAUUUGGUGGCCAUCCGAUGAGGACGUUGACAAUUGUUCCGAUGAAGUCAUCUCUUUUCAUUACAUGAAUAAAAUCGAAAUGUACAUGAUGGAGUACCUCGUUUACCACGUGAGACCUUUCGGCGUGCGGCAUUUGAAAAAAUAUGAUAAACCUAAAAAUAUAUGAAAUAAAAACUA